Molecule: messenger RNA, 228 nt
Organism: Linum trigynum
Lineage: Eukaryota; Viridiplantae; Streptophyta; Magnoliopsida; Malpighiales; Linaceae
Source: the annotation of a GenBank genome assembly
AUGGCAGGAAUUAAUCCCCAUGUUCCCUUGCAUCUGGCUCAAGCAGCCAUCUUUACUGGAAAGGGAUUCAGAAGCGCGGAGGACUAUGCUCGCUAUCUCAUUAAGUUUCAAGAUCGUCCCCUAUGUCCCUCUAUCUCGCUUGAUCCAGCCCGCUUCAAUCGUUAUGACAUGAACAUCCCUGGGUUGAUCAAUGUUGUUGGAUGGUCAAAUCUUUCGCUGGAUCAGUGA